Fusarium sp. VM40 is the source of this 1506-nucleotide messenger RNA. The record is from the annotation of a GenBank genome assembly. NCBI's taxonomy places the organism in Eukaryota, Fungi, Ascomycota, Sordariomycetes, Hypocreales, Nectriaceae.
AUGAUCCGCUCAAGAACCGCCCGGGCGGCAGUAAACCUCCCCCUUAAGAGACAAUGGACAUGUACGCAAUGCCUCUCGCGCAGUCGCUUCUACUCCCAGAAGCCCGUAACCGAAAAGCGAGAACCUCCGGACCAUCGCAAACUUGGUCUUCAGCAAGAGCUCUUCAUCACCUCGAUCUACAGCCCAGGAUCUCCCAUUUUCUUACCGAAUGGUGCCCGGAUCUUCAACCGACUUGUCGACUUCCUUCGAAAACAAUAUGUGCGGUAUGGGUUUGAAGAGGUCAUCACGCCAACCAUCUACAAAAAGUCACUAUGGGCAAAAUCAGGCCAUUUGGAAAACUACGCCGACGACAUGUAUGCUGUGAGAGGGAAUACGGAACCGCCACCCGCGAAUCACGAUGGGUGCUGUGGUAGUAGCCAGGAAAACUUGAAGCCAGAUGAGGAGGAAGAGGGUAUUUAUGGUCUCAAACCCAUGAAUUGCCCUGGCCACUGCCUUAUUUUUGCUUCAAAAAGACACAGUUAUCGUGAUCUUCCUGUCCGCUACGCAGACUUCAGUCCUCUACAUCGCGACGAGAUUUCUGGUGCUCUUAGCGGACUCACCCGCGUUCGACGUUUCCACCAGGACGAUGGACAUAUCUUUUGCCGGCCGGUUCAGGUCGAGGAAGAGAUCAAGAAGACCUUGGACUUUGUCAAAGUGGUUUACACGGUUCUGCGAUUCGGUGCGAAUUACCGACUGGCACUUUCCACGCGACCAAAAGACCAUUACAUCGGCACUGAGGAAGAAUGGGAUCAAGCCGAAAACGCCUUGAAGCGAGCGUUGGACGCAUCAGGCAUGGAGUGGGGAGUAAACGAGGGAGAUGGUGCUUUCUACGGACCCAAGAUCGAUAUUGUUCUUACGGACUCUGACGGAAAGGAACAUCAAACAGCCACCAUCCAACUCGACUUCCAGCUUCCCAAGCGAUUUGAACUUGAGUACCAAGCUCCUGCUCCCGAGUACGAAGCUAGAGGUGAGACAACCGAAGACCCUGCUCUUCUGGCCGAGUAUGGACCCGUCCGUCCUGUCAUGAUCCACCGCGCCGUCCUGGGUUCAGUCGAACGUCUCAUGGCACUCUUGAUCGAGAAGUACGACGGCCAAUGGCCCUUCUGGCUCAACCCCCGCCAGGCCAUCAUUCUUACCGUUAACAAUACCGAACCUGUUCUACAAUGGGUCGAGCAUGUACGCGACGUACUAGUUGGUCAUAACAAACAGCUUUACGAAGAUUUAGAAAGUGGCAGGCUUCCUGGCCAGAACAUUGUCUUCCGGCCAACUGGACUUGCAGUGGAUAUUGACUCGACUGCUCGACCGCUAGGAGCCAAGAUCAAGGAGGCUCAAAGUAACGGCUACGGCCGAAUUCUAGUGGUCGGCAAAGACGAUGUUGAGAACAGAAAGGUUGCGAUGGGUAAGGAGAGAUUGACACCACAGGAUUUACGCGAGCGGUUGAAAACUAUGGUAGAGACAUUUGCUUAA